UUAAUUUGGUAAUUAAAUCAUAAACACAAUAUCUCAAUGCACAAAUGUAGUCAGAAAUUUCAACAAAUUCACAUUUGAACAUUGGACUGAAGUAAAUCAACAGAAUGUCUUCUGUGAAGGUUGCAGUACGUGUCCGACCUUUCAACAGUCGAGAGAAAAGUAGAAAUGCAAAAUGUAUUAUUGAGAUGAAUGAAGCAACAACAAUUAUAAGAAAUCCAAGGCAGCCAGGAGACAAUCCAAAAAGUUUCAAUUAUGAUCAUUCAUAUUGGUCAUUCGGUGAGCAAUCAGAAGAAAAUUUUUCAUCCCAACAAAAAGUUUACGAUGAUUUGGGGAGAGAGAUGUUGCAACAUGCAUUUAACGGAUACAAUGUAUGUAUAUUUGCAUAUGGACAAACGGGAGCUGGAAAAUCAUAUACAAUGAUGGGAAAACAAGAUGGCGGAGAUCAAGCGGGAAUUAUUCCUCAGUUAUGUGAAGAAUUAUUCUGCAGAGUUUCUGGUCAUGAAGAACAAAGUCUUAAAUUUUCUGUUGAAGUCAGUUACAUGGAAAUUUAUUGUGAAAGAGUUCGUGAUCUGCUUAACCCUAAAAAUAACAAGAAUUUGAGAGUACGAGAACACCCCCUCCUGGGGCCGUACGUUGAAGACUUAUCGAAACUUGCUGUGCAAUCUUUUUCUGAUAUCAGCAACCUGAUGGAUGAAGGAAACAAAGCAAGGACUGUUGCAGCUACCAACAUGAAUGCUACAAGCAGUAGAUCUCAUGGAGUUUUCAAUAUUAUUUUUACUCAGAAGAAAACAGAUUCUUUAACCAGUUUGGAAACUGAAAAAGUUAGUAAAAUCAGUCUUGUUGAUCUUGCUGGAAGUGAACGAGCAGAAUCAACUGGUGCGAAAGGCAAAAGAUUGAAAGAAGGAGCAAAUAUUAAUAAAUCUUUGACUACUCUUGGCAAAGUUAUAUCAGCAUUAGCAGAACAAGAUAUUGGAGUAAUAUGUGGAAAAAGUAAGAAAAAAAGAGGAGAAUAUGUUCCAUAUCGGGAUUCAGUGUUAACAUGGUUGUUAAAAGAAAAUCUUGGUGGAAAUUCCAAAACUGCAAUGAUUGCUGCUGUCAGCCCUGCUGAUAUUAACUAUGAUGAAUCUUUGAGCACUUUGAGGUAUGCGGACAGAGCAAAACAAAUCAAAUGUAAUGCAGUCGUGAAUGAAGAUCCGAAUGCCAAAUUAAUCAGAGAAUUAAAGGCAGAGAUUGAACAAUUGAAACAAGUAUUACGAGCAGAAGGAUUGUCAGAUAUAAUGACAUCUCGCAGUAUGCAACAACUCAGCAGUAUUAAUAAAAAAUUAUCUGAUAAAGGUGAAAUGACAGAUUAUGCAAUGGAUGAAGUGAGAAUUUAUGGUAAAGAGAAAGAUGCUUUUGAGCAAUUGAAGGAAUCUGAAAAAAUUAUUGCUGAAUUAAAUGAAACUUGGGAAGAGAAACUGAAGAAAACAGAAUUUAUCAGACAGCAGAGAGAGCAUGCACUUAUGGAACUUGGUGUCUCAUUGCAUCAAGAUGGAGGAACUCUUGGCGUUUUCUCACCAAAGAGAACUCCUCAUUUAGUGAAUUUGAAUGAAGAUGCACUUAUGUCUGAAUGUCUUCUGUAUUAUAUUAAAGAAGGAAUAACUAGGGUUGGUUUAUCAUCUGCUAAAGUGCCUCAAGAUAUUGUAUUAAGUGGAGAAUUUAUUGAAGAUGAGCAUUGUAUCUUCCAAAAUCAAAUAUCUGAGGAAGGACGUGCCGUUGUCAUGAUUGUCCCAUGUGAAGGAUCACAAACUUUUGUCAAUGGUAAAGAAGUUGUGAAAGCACUUGAACUCUACUCUGGGAACCGUAUUAUUAUUGGAAAAAGUCAUGUGUUUCGUUUUAUGCAUCCUGACCAAGCUCGUGCUAUUCGAGAAAAGGGCGAUGCGACCAUUGUUGAGAGUCCUAUGGAACUCGUUGAUUGGAACUUUGCUCAAAAGGAAUUGUUUGAUAAACAAGGCAUUGACAUGAAGUUGGAAAUGGAAAGACGACUAAUUGAAAUGGAAAAUCAAUAUAAAAAGGAGAAAGAAGAAGCCGAUACACUUCUGAAGAAUCAGAGACAGGAUUAUGAAAGUAAACUACAAGCAUUGAAGAAACAAUACGAAACUCAGUCUUUGAGAUCUUCAGGGAUAUUUGAAGAUAUAUUGGACGAAGAAGAAGAAGAAAUAGAAUGGAAUGAACAUGAAUUCGAGCUUGCUAGAAAAGCUUGGAAAAAAUGGAAAUCUUAUCACUUCACAUCAUUAAGAGAUGAUUUAUGGGGAAAUGCAAUUUUGUUGAAGGAAGCAAAUGCAAUCAGUGUUGAAUUGAAGAAACAAGUCAUGUUUCAAUUCACUAUAUUGACUGAUACUUUAUUGUCACCUCUCUCUGCUGAACUUCGACCUUCAUGCUUGGAUGAGUUUGGAAGGCAACGAAGUAAAACUAUCGUUGCCGUAAAAGUAUCUGAUUUAAAGAAUGGUGCAACUCAUUAUUGGUCUUUACUGAAACUGAGAAAACGGCUUGAUUUGAUGCGCAAAAUGUAUGAUCAGGCAUCUGCAUCUUUAUCUGAAAAUUCAGGGAAAGGAAGACGAGAAAAAUUUUCCGAAAAAUUUCCAUGGCUCAAUAUUACAUUCAGAUUUCCGGCCCCAAGAAUGCACUUAUCCUGUAUUCAUCCUAGUCCCGGCGAUGUGACACCACCAUGCUAUGCUGCGAGUCCUGUGAACGAAAUAUCUCCAUCAGUGUCGAUCUUGUCUCUGCCAUCUGUGGCCCAAGAUAAAUUAAGUCCGACAGAGCCAGUCAGUCAAGCAUCAACAUUCGUUAAAUCGUCAUCAAUGUCAGAUUUGGAAUAUGAGUCGGCAAUUUAUAAUCUACUGAGUCAUCAGGAUCCAUUUUAUGAUCGGACACCGUGGUUUUCCAUUGUGGGAAGAGGGUUUGUGUAUUUGACCAACUUAUUGGUUCCAACUUCAUUGGUCCACAAAAUGGCUGUUAUAAGUGAGGAUGGUAAAAUCGAAGGAUAUCUUAGAGUUGCUGUUCAGGCUAUAUCAGGUCAUCAUAGGAAAAGAAGUGAUGAUAUCAACGACAGUAAAUUAAAAUAUAAUAGCAGAAGAAGAUCGGCAACUGCCAGAAUGCUAUUUCGUGAUGAUUACAAUCAGGAUGAGGAAACUUAUGAUGAAUCUGUGGAAGAUUUCAAUAUUUUUGUUGAUACCGAAAUAGCAGGUUACGAGAGUGCAGUUUUCUGUUCAACAACUUCAUCACAAGAUGAAGACAUAAAUCUUCAUCUUCAAAAAGAUUUUGAAAGUUCACUAUAUCCAAACGACAGACCAAAGAUCGGAGACAUUUUUGAAUUCCGUAUCACGAUACUGGAUGCCAUUGGAAUUUCAUCGGAAUAUGCUGAUAUUUUUUGCCAGUUCAAUUUUAUCAACAGAAAAGAUGAACCAUUUUCAACAGAACCAAUAAACAACACAAGAAAAGGAGCUCCACUUGCUUUCUAUCAUGUUCAAAAUUUCUCAGUUGAAGUUACACAAUCAUUUCUUCAUUACAUUGCUACACAACCUAUAUUAUUUGAGAUAUUUGGUCAUUUCACUCAACAUCCUCUGCAUAACGAGAGCAGAAACCUAGAAAGUUUAUUGAAGAGAAGUAUACCACCUUCAGUUACUUUGACACAUCUGUCAAAACCAGUUCAAGUUUCAAACUCUGCAUCAUUUCAUUAUGGAUCUGAUAUUGAUGGUUUUUAUGAAGAACCUGAUUGUUCGUAUAAUCUGUUGGCCUGGUUUGAAAUUUGUGAAAUGGAACCUUGUGGCGAGUAUACACCAGUGACUGUUGAACAUUCAAGUAAAAUAAUGAACAACAGUACAUACUUAUUACAUCAAGGAAUACAGCGUCGUAUUGCUGUGACAAUAACUCAUGAAUCUGCUGUCGAAUUCUCAUGGAAUGAUGUUCAAGAAAUAGUGAUUGGACGAAUUCGAUACGAUAAACAUUCAACAGAUGAUUUAUAUUGUGAUGAGACAUCGUUAUCUCUCAGUUCAAUUCCUACUCAGAUUAUCAAGACAACAAUUAGCGACAGAACACUGUACAGAUUUGAAGCUGCUUGGGACAGUUCUCUUCAUAAUUCAUCACUUCUUAAUCGAGUGACACCAUCAAAUCGCAAAGUUUAUAUAACAUUGACUGCAAUCAUCGGCUUGGAAAACUGUGAACGUCCAAUUGUGAUUGAGAAAGAUCUUUGUUUAAAGAUUUGCAACAGAGAAGCAAAAUUAAAAUCACCAAGAACAUUGAGAAGUUUGUUCAGAGGUUGUUACUCUACAUUGGAAAGUAAUUGUGUUAGUGGUGUCUACCAACUUUCACUCAAACUUUACAACAGUAGAUCUGGAAGUCCAGGAAUGCAACGAAGACAGCGUCGAGUUCUUGAUACUUCAGCUACUUACGUAAGAGGCGAAGAAAAUUUAUCGGGAUGGAGACCAAGGGGUGACAGUCUAAUACUUGAUCAUCAAAUCCAAUUGGAAAAGUUCUCAAAAGUUUUGCAGGUCGAGAAGUCUCGUCACAUUAUGCAAGUACGCGACGUGUUGAUGAUGAGAAAAAGUUUAUCAAAAGAUAAUGAUGAAGUUGAAUACAAUGAUGAUGAAAUGAAAGAUUUAUCUCAAUAUGAACAAGAAGAAGUUCCUGAAUGUGAUCAAGGCCAGUAUGAUAAAGAUGAGGAUUCAGCAAGAGAUCAGAAGCUUGCUAGCAAGUGUUUGAAGCUGAUGCAAUAUCGUAUACCAAGCAUCUUCGACUUUCAGGAUUUGGAUGGACAUUUCCCUGACAGUGGAUUGCCAGAACAAAGUGACAGUGUUUCACCAUCUCACAGUCAAAUGCAUCAAGCAAACUCUUCUUUUGAAAUUUGUUCAUUCAGCAGCUUAGCAAGUUCUCCAGAUCAAGAGGACUCACAAUGGAAAAAUUUGAGCUAUGUGGCUAAUGUUUCUGAAGUCAGCGUCAGUCCAGUGAUUUCUCGACAAGGAUACCUUAACAUGCUAGAUUCUGAUAGCAAUAGAUGGAUUAAAUGGUGGGUUGUUGUUCGACGUCCGUAUGUAUUCUUCUACAAUUCACAUCGGGAUCCUGUGAUACGGGCAUUACUAAACUUGGGCUCUGUCACGGUUGAAUUUUCAUUACAACAAGAUAUUAUACUAAAGGUCCAACAUACGUUUGCUGUCUGCACAAAAAAUCGGGGAUUUCUAUUGCAAGCCGCUAAUGAAUGUGACUUACACAACUGGCUUUAUGCAUUCAAUCCACUUAUGGCUGGACUUAUAAGAUCAAAACUUGCAAGACGGAACACCUGCAUCAAGACGUGAAUCACGGUUUCAUAUUUGAGACAUUCUGUAAAUAUCACUUGACUUUUUCUUGUAAUUAUUAAUAUGAUUAUCAUAUAGUCAGAAAUUGUCCUUUUUCAAGCAUGAGCCACUGAUGGACCAUGCCUCACCAGCAUGUUCCAUCUGUGAUUCAAACAUAGACUCCCUAUGAAUGCACAAAUUUUCUGAUCAUGUUGAUAUUUUGAUUAAAAGAGUGUUUAACUGUUUAUUAUGUUGCACUGAAGUUCAAAUUAUAUAUGUAAAGAAGUUCCUCUCUUAUAUUUAUUGUAGUCUAUAUAUCUUUCAUAUGAUGUAACAUAAUACGAUUUUUCACACUUCAAAGUCUCUUGUUGUCUGAUUUUAGAAUCAACCUAUUUUUUUUGGUUCCGUGCAUGCAUACCCUGUUUUUGGUAAAAGUUUUUAUUAUUUUCAGUUAUAAAUUUUAACUAAAAUAAAUUUAAGAAAGUGGUAUAGUUUGAGACCUCAAUGUCAAUAAAGAUACAUUUGAGGGUUGACUCUUGACGCUGAUUCCGCAAUCCAGCUUCCGUUGUCUAUCUCAUAUUUAAAACCUUUGUUAACAUUUCAAUCUUCAUUACCUUUUUCCUGUUUCCACUUAUUUUACGAUCAGUAUUAUUUAUGUUGUAGAAUCGUUUUUGCUAUACCGGGAUAUACAAUUUUAUUUUCUGUUUCAAAUGUACUGAGGAAAUAUGUUAGUUUUUCUGUAUGUCUCAUUGUGUUAAACUUAUGCCUGUUGAUAGGAUUCCGUGUCGGACUUGUGUAGUACGAUUUAUUAGUCUACAAAUAACAUAGAGGAAUAUUAAUGUACUUUGCCUUUGCAUGACCCGUCACUUCAGCAUAUCAUAUGCCGGCCUAUCAUAUACCUAAUCAUAUCAUAUACCUAAUAGGACUGUGGACAUAUUUUUGAACUGCACUUCUAGCUAACUGCACUAGGUAUCAAUCAGAGAGGUUUCCCUGUUAAGGGCUUGUUCAUGAGUCUGCUCAAAUUGUUUAACAUUUCAAAAAUUACUUUUGAUUUUGACCAUUCUACUUUUUAAUCAUUAUCUAGGGUUAGUCAAUAAUCGGCGCUCCAGUGUGUAUACCAAUAUGGAGGUAACUAAUUUUGUUUGCCUACUUUACAUCAAGUUGUGUAAAGGGACUAAAACCUAUCCGCAGGGGUUAUAUUCACUUGGCUAACACAGACAGUCCCGAGCUCGUGAUAGAACUUAAAUGAAGAAAAUCGGAAUAAAAUUAUGGGCUAACCCUAACCUGGUACACACACUACGGGAGCACCUAAUAAUCUAGCGUUUGUGAAGUUCAAAAUUAGAAAGAUCAUAAAAUUACUACCUUUUUUUUUCGUUAUAAAAUAUGUAUUCUUGCAAACAAAAUAUUAAUGAUUUUCUUUUGUCACUGUGGUAAUUUAAACGCAUACAAUAUGGUGUUAAAAGCAAUAUUCUUUGUAUUUAACUUUUAUUGUUUAGGAGUUAUUAGUCUGAUGAUGUGUAGUCUGCAUUCA
Styela clava is the source of this 6840-nucleotide messenger RNA. The record is from RefSeq and is a predicted model, not a curated record. Lineage: Eukaryota; Metazoa; Chordata; Ascidiacea; Stolidobranchia; Styelidae.